AACGCUGGGGCUCGGCGUGGCCGUGGGGACAUGGCUCUGCCAGGGCCCUGCCAGUUGUCACCUCCAGCCUUCCUCGCCUGUGAUGGGAGGAGGGUGUCCACACCAACACGGUGACAGAGAACGUGCCUUGGCUGGUGAAGCGAAGUGACAGGGCCUGCUAGACACCCUGCUGAGCCCACCACCCGCAGGGUCUCACGGGGAGGUGUCCCUGCUGUCCCCACGGUGCCAGCUGGCGCCAGGGCCAGGCCAGCCCCCAGGCUCACCCCGUGACGGCGCGGUGCAUUGCCCCUGGAAAAUGCCAGCGCGGUCAAAUCGUUGAGUCAUUUGUGCCCAAGAUUAUCUGUGCAAACAGCCACCCCGAAUAUUUUUUUUUUUUUAUUAUCAAAUUUUUUUUUUUCUUUUUCCCUAAGAAUGUGGCUCAGACCAUGGGGAUGAGCAGCUGAAAUCUCCAGGGAUCAGCAGGACAAUGCCAGAGCAAGCAUUGUGCUGACGGCUCUGCAAACGCUGGCACCGGUUCCCGGCCAGCAGUACCCUAUAAAAGCUGAGCCGCUGAAGUAGGCAAACAUUACAUGGGCGAAGCAGCAGUACCGCCUGAGCUAGACACCGAUCCAGUAGCAAAGAUGGCUCAGACAAACCCUCUGCCUGUUCCCAUGGGCCCGUGGAAGAGCGUUCGGAGCAGAGGCCGGGAGAACCGCCAGCCACAGCCCUGCCACCCGCCCGUCCCAGAACGGCUCCGCUCCUCUCUCCGGACGGCACCGCUGCCCCGGGAGCUGCUGUCCGCAGGGAUCACCGUGUACGACCAAGAAAACUUCCAGGGCAAGAGGAUGGAGUUCACUUCGGCCUGUCCAAACAUCAUGGAAUGUGGCUUCGACAAUAUCCGCUCCCUGAAGGUGGAAUGUGGCGCCUGGGUGGGUUAUGAGCACACCGGCUUCUGCGGGCAGCAGUUCAUCCUGGAGAGGGGAGAGUACCCACGCUGGGACGCCUGGAGCGGCAGCAACGCCUACCACAUCGAGCGCCUGAUGUCCUUCCGCCCCGUCUGCUCCGCUAACCACAAGGAAUCCAAGAUCACCGUUUUCGAGAAGGACAACUUCAUCGGCCGCCAGUGGGAGAUUGCUGACGACUACCCCUCGCUGCAGGCCAUGGGCUGGGCCAACAACGAAGUGGGCUCCAUGAAGAUCCAGUGUGGAGCCUGGGUGUGCUACCAGUAUCCCGGCUACCGUGGCUACCAGUACGUCCUGGAAUUUGACCACCACGGUGGAGACUACAAGCACUGGAGAGAGUGGGGUUCGCACGCCCAGACCUCCCAGAUCCAAUCUAUCAGGCGUGUCCAGCAGUAGCUCCUCACUUCCCAGUCCAUCUCUGCAAGGUUUCGAAAGCUCACCAGCUCCCUCUUGGUGCUAAUACUCCCCUCCCGAAAUAACCAUCCCCUCUCGUUCUGCCACUGCUUAUGGAACAACACUCCCAAAACGGUACCGACUGCCACAAUUGCCAAUAAAUGUGACUGAAA
Messenger RNA from Cyanistes caeruleus (blue tit), 1507 nucleotides. The record is from RefSeq and is a predicted model, not a curated record. Lineage: Eukaryota; Metazoa; Chordata; Aves; Passeriformes; Paridae.